CGACAAAUCCUUGCGUUGCCCUGGAAACCACCUGGCGUCGCGGCCCUGGGAGCUAGAAAAAGACGUUACGAUUCAAAAUGGCGGAGGACUUGGAUGAUCUCUUGGAUGAAGUCGAAUCCAAGUUUAUCAGACCCGACCCACUGAAACUAGACAAGGACAAACGGUCCAAAGGCGGCGGCGGCAGCGGCGGGACCACCCAGAGCAACGACUGGAACCGAAUCCAAGCGAAAGAGAAUCUCAGAUCAACAGAUACCUUUAAAAAAGAAGAUCUUGAUAGUCUUAUUAAUGAAAUAUUUGAAGAGCCCAGCUUUGACCAAAAACCUCUCAAAUUAAAAUCUAAAUCAUCUGGUCACACAUCUGUCAGAGCUUCUCUUCAAGAUCCCCAUAAAAGUUGCAGCCCAGUGUACCUCGGUGGAAGCACAGUUCUGAGUGGGAUUGGAACACAUACUUCACAGAGGGCAUGUGACCAUCUACGUUGUAUAGCCUGUGAUUUCAGAGUAGUGAGCUACAAUGAUUAUAUGUGGGACAAGUCAUGUGAUUAUCUGUUUUUCAGGAACAACAUGCCAGAAUUCCACAAGUUAAAAACAAAGCUGGUGAAGAAGAAAGGAACACGGGCGUAUGCCUGCCAGUGUAGCUGGAGAACCAUUGAAGACCUGACUGACCUACAGGCAGACCACCAGCUUCGCUGGGUUUGCGGAAAACAUUAGGAAUGCAGCCUUUCCACACUGGACAGAAGCAUCCAUGAAGCCAGGCUCCAGUCAUCAUCCUGUUUAUGUAAAGUAAAAAGCUGGUGAUUUUUAUGCAGCUACACAUAUUUUUUGAAGACCAAUGAACUGAGGAAGAUUGUACUCUCUUAACACUUUGGAAUCGCUGUGUUCUGGUGUAUGGAUGUUGAUAAGGUUAACACACACCCAAAUUCUUUGCCAGCCUCUUUCUCCCAUUAAGUGGAAGUCUAAUGAUGGAGUUCGGUCCGUAUAUCUAGCCUGUCCAUAGCACCUGCAACCUUGCUUGUAGUGCAGUUAGUGUGAGCUUCCUCAUGGAUGGAGGGGAAGGGGAAGAGGCUGGCCAAGCCAGGGAGGUCAUCACAGGAGAGUUACACCACCUCCUCCGGUCAGCUCUGUGGUUCCCAGAGAUCCUAAUUCAGACAGGGCAAAAGCCAAAUGAUCGUGUCUGGCUGAAACAUUGUCAGGUGUACAUUUGAGAACACUGCCUUGUAUCUCAUCUUACCUCAACUCACAGCAGUGUUAUACACAAUGAUAAGGAUGGGUUAUCCAUUUUAUUUCACCUUUUAUUGGUCUAGAUAUGAAAAGCUAUUUAGUUUUCCAUCUGAACAUAUACCCUUAUAUAUAAAAAGUUUCUUUGACAUAUAAACAGUCCUACUACAAUGUGUUGGAUUUUUCAGUACUCUAGCCUGUAAUGCUUAAGAUCCAUGUAGUGAAAGUAAGUAAGAUCAUGUUUCAGGCAGCCUGAGUCUCUUCGGGUAGGAUCAGGCUGAUGCAUUAUUUACGAAAUGAAUACAUGAAAAGAGAAGGUGUAACAGUUAGCCUCCUGGAAUUCUCCUUGACUGAGGAAGGAAAGCAGUCCCCUCAGCUCCCAGCCCCACUGAGACACCCUGGGGGACUGUGCAGUCUGCCAGAACUCCACCACAUGUGUCUGUAAUUUGGUUCAAGUGUCUGACAUGGGUGCACAGCAAAGGAGUAAUUUUUAGCAAAGUAGUGAUCUGCUUGGUCUUAUGCCAGUUCCGUUCCAGUACCCUACAAAAUAAGGAAUAUCUGAUAUUAAAAUCCUUUUCCUGGUGGUAAGACACACCUAUAUUCCCAGCACUGGGAAGAUGAAGCAAGAGGAUCCCAAAUAUGACUCCCGCUCUGGCAACUUAGAUGCUGCCUUAAAACUUUUUGGCUCAGUGCAAAGGCCACGGGUUCAGUCCACAGUAUCGGGAAAAAUAAAUACGUUCACAGCUAUAGUUAAGUACGGCACUACAACAAAACAAAGCUCGUGGUGGCUGAGGCUUACAUUUUUGUAUUAAAAAAAUGUUUACAGGUUUUAUCCAUGCAAAAAUAUUUUAAUUCCUAAAUUCGUAUCUCUCUGAAGUUGUGUCAGAAACAUUGGAGAUUCAGAUUAAAUUAAUUCCUUGAAAAAAAUAGCAGAUCGUCAAGAUCCACAUUCAGGACCUCAUGAAUUUGUGUAUUCAUCAUAUGAUUUCUUUUAUAUCAAUGAGAAAAUUCUGUAAAUCAUUCAUUUGAAAAUAUUUUAGCCAAUGUUGCAUCUAAAGGGACAACAUUGCCUUGUUCUGUUAUUUCAGUUACUUCUGUCCUGAAUUCUGGACAUGUUAUAUGUGACAUUCCAUAACAUUAUAAUAAUAAUUCUCUGUCAGAAAUGCAUAGCUGAGUUUUCAUUUUUAUUGGCAACUUACAAGGUUUUCAGUAUUGUACUAUUUUUAAAUAAAAUGUAGAAAGAAUAUUGCUUAUGUAUAAAUAGAUAAAUUAUUACCUGCUAUAAUUUAAGCUAAAAUGCAACUAUUUUAGGAUCAAUAUAGAAGAAAAGUUUCAAGUCAACUAUAGUUUAAAUAUACAAAGUGUGUAACACUUAUAGGAUGUUUUCCUUAUCUUCAAUAUUUAUAAUAUUUGUCUACAGUUACCAAAGUACUGUCAAGCCAGACUUUACUUGGACUGUUAUUCUACUUUCAGAACCUUAUCUUUAGAAAUGAGAAAAUAAUAAAUAGCACCUUAGUUUUUAUUAUUUUUUUAUUCUGUAGUAAAAUAUUCUUGUGAGCAUUAAUUUGGAGUAACUUCGAUUUUUUUCAGUUUCAAUAUAAACAUUUCUAAUUAUACAAUUGACCAGAGGAUUUAUUUACAUUGCAGAGAGGCAGGCCACAAGUUUGAGAAAGGCACGUGUAGUACACACCUGUGCGUGUGCCACACACUUGCAUGUGGAAAGAGCACAGGGAUGAGAGGAGUAGGUCCAGGUUCAACACAUACAGACCAGGGCUGGGGAUUUAGCUCAGUGGUAGAAGUGCUUGCCUGGCAAGCACAAGGUUGUGAGUUCAAUGCCUGGUUACCCGCCCCCCCCCCCCCGGAAAAAAAGGAAGUACAGGCCAUGUUGACAUGGCCGUACAUAUCCAGAUAUCCAUAACUCAGAAUCCUUUUCUUGAACCAAAGAAAAUGUCAUCAGACUGUGAAUCUGAAUUGUUUUACUCAUUUUCUUAAUACUUAAAAAUACAAAAAAAAAAAGUCUUUAUAUUCAAAGUACUCUUAAAAAACUUAGCAGCUCUCAGGUACUUAAUUUUUCUCACCUCUUUUAACAGCUUAUCAGCCAACAUGAGGUCGCAGUAAUGAGCCAUAUCUGUUGCUAAAAUAGUUCUCAAAGAAAAAAUUCAAAAUGUACAAAUCUCUGUAGAGGUUUCACAUCCUUCUUUGGGUUUGUGCCAUUACAGAAGAUUGCCUUCGACAUUCAGAUCGAGGAUAAUUAAAUGUGUCUUUCCUCCAAUGCUGUGAAACUGGAUGACAGAAUGCUACAGAGUGGAAGCUGAGAGCCGUGUUCUUCCAGGGCCUUGACCUCUGGGACCGUGUGUAGGGAUGGUGGGAUCUCCUGCGAGCCACUGUGAGGAGUGGAUCGGAGACUGUGAUUAGCAUGGCGUUCCGUUCAGUCCGUGCUUACCAAGUGCUCUCACUUUUUCCUUCCAAAAUAAAUACUGUCUCAAGUA
Molecule: messenger RNA, 3703 nt
Organism: Cavia porcellus (domestic guinea pig)
Lineage: Eukaryota; Metazoa; Chordata; Mammalia; Rodentia; Caviidae
Gene: Cfap418
Product: cilia and flagella associated protein 418
Exons: 6
Coding region: 78-707 (209 amino acids)
Cellular component (GO): cytosol
Source: RefSeq, a predicted model, not a curated record